Molecule: messenger RNA, 1104 nt
Organism: Daldinia vernicosa
Lineage: Eukaryota; Fungi; Ascomycota; Sordariomycetes; Xylariales; Hypoxylaceae
Product: NAD(P)-binding protein
Exons: 2
Coding region: 1-1104 (367 amino acids)
Molecular function (GO): oxidoreductase activity, acting on the CH-OH group of donors, NAD or NADP as acceptor
Source: RefSeq, a predicted model, not a curated record
AUGUCUGGUCGCUCAGCACUCCGUCUCACCAGGGCUGCAGCCCCCCUCUUUAGCACCGCCCGUGCAUCUGCCCAUAUCUCUAGAUCUCUCCCCGCAGCUCACCGAGCUUUCAGCCAGUCUACCGUUCGAUCGCGGAGUGAUGUAGUACGCGAGACCGAAGUUCCAGUUUCCGUCUACUCCCCAGACUCGACAGGUGCCGCCGGUUCGACCAGCGACCACUUCAGUAUCCCCGUGAACCGCGACGAUGCCACACCGAAGCCAUUCCCUCCCCCCGAGGACACCGAGGUUAUCCCGUUGUCCAAGGCUGUCUACCGCCAAAUGCCCCCCACCCUACAGAAGAUGAGCAUAAUGGACAAGGUUGUUAUUAUCACUGGAGGUGCUCGAGGUCUCGGAAACCAUAUGGCCCGCGCUUGUGCUGAGGCUGGCGCUAAGGCUCUUGUCAUCUUCGAUGCGAACCAAGAGCUGGGUGACGAAGCUGCUGCCGAGCUACACCAGAAGACCCAACUUCCCGUUUCCUUCUUCAAGGUCGAUGUUCGUGACGGUGCCGCCAUCAAUGCUGCCGUCGACGCCGUUGUCGAGACCUAUGGCGCCCCUGACGUCUUGAUCAACAGUGCCGGUAUCGCUGAUUCCAACAUCAAGGCUGAGACCUACGACCCGGCCAUGUUCCGACGCUUGAUCGACAUCAACCUAACUGGUUCGUUCUUGAUGAGCCAAUCGGUCGGACGCGCGAUGAUGGCUGCUGGCAAGCCUGGGUCUAUUGUUCUUGUGGCUAGUAUGAGCGGUAGCAUCGUCAACUACCCGCAGGAGCAGUCUUGCUACAACGCAUCCAAGGCCGGUGUUAUCCAAUUCGGCAAGUCUCUGGCUGCCGAAUGGGCCAAGUACAACAUCCGUGUUAACUGCAUCUCUCCCGGUUACAUGGACACUGCGCUGAACCGCGUACCCGCCCUGGAGGCCCAGAAGAAGAUCUGGCGCUCUCUGACACCCCAGGCCCGCCUCGGUAACGUUGACGAGCUUAACGGCCUUUGCGUCUUCCUUGCCAGCGAUGCCAGUAGCUUCAUGACGGGCGCCAACGUCGCUAUCGACGGUGGUUACACUGUCCUAUAA